Messenger RNA from Musa acuminata AAA Group (dessert banana), 882 nucleotides. RefSeq names its product probable ribosome biogenesis protein RLP24. Bases 124 to 627 code for a protein of 167 amino acids. The transcript has 5 exons. The record is from RefSeq and is a predicted model, not a curated record. Gene Ontology annotation, cellular component: nucleolus. Lineage: Eukaryota; Viridiplantae; Streptophyta; Magnoliopsida; Zingiberales; Musaceae. Gene Ontology annotation, biological process: ribosomal large subunit biogenesis.
UAGGGUUUCGCUUCCCUCUUCGUUUCUGGAUAUCUUAGCACGGGCGACAGCGCAGAGAGGGGUGUUUGGUUCCUUUUCCUCGAGCUCGUCUCGGAAUAAAUUGGCUCCUGAGUUGCAUACAAGAUGAGAUUAGAAAAGUGUUGGUUCUGUUCCUCAACCAUUUAUCCAGGACAUGGAAUUCAGUUUGUUCGAAAUGAUGCAAAGAUAUUCCGAUUCUGCCGAUCAAAAUGCCAUAAGAAUUUCAAAAUGAAGAGAAAUCCUCGCAAGGUGAAAUGGACAAAGGCGUAUAGGCGAUUACAUGGGAAGGAUAUGACUCAGGACUCGACAUUUGAGUUUGAAAGGAAGCGUAACAGGCCUGAAAGAUAUGAUAGGAAUGUCACAGUGAUGACGCUGAAGGCUAUAAAGAAGAUUGACAAGAUCAGAGUGACCAGGGAGGCUCAACACCACAAAAUGAGGAUGAAGGGUAAGAAAGCAAUCGAGCAAGAGGCGGCAAUUAAGGAGUUGGAGAACAGUAUUAAUUUGGUCAAAGCACCUGCUGCCCUGCAGCAGGGAUCAGAAAUUACUCUUCCAAAGAUCAAAGUCAAGGUUUCUCAAUCACAAGAUGUGGGAGAGCGAAUGGAAGAAUAAUGGUAAUCUGGACAUUCAUCCAUCCUCCAAUUUAAAAGUGCCAUAUUAAGUUUUUUGUUUUCUUUUGUGUGUGUUUGCACAGUUAAUGAGUGGGUGGUUCCUUGGAACAUUCUUCUACUGAAAGAUGGAUGGAUGCUUUGCCAUGGAUGUAGCUGAAAUAGUAGGUUGGGAGAACAACAUUUUGUGCUUAAUUGUCUUGGUCGGUAAUGGAUGGUUUUUUUUUGUUUUUGUUUUAGUGGACACGUUAUUCGAUCA